UUUCAUUCUAAGAUAAUGGCAACUUCCAUUAUUUCUCUCUCAAAUCCAAUCUUCAUUCUAAUAAUCACAGCUCUAUUUCUUCUUCUUUCGGUCUACAUCUACAAUAAGCCACAAAAAAAGGGGAAGACCACCAAGAAGUAUCAUCCAGUUGGUGGGACUAAGUUCCAUCAGUUUAUCCACUUUCGCAGGUUGCAUCAUUAUUGUACUGAUCUGGCUAGAAAAUACAAAACUUAUAGAAUAUAUAGCCCUCAUAAUAGUGAGAUUUAUACAACUGAUCCGGCAAAUGUGGAGUACAUCCUCAGGACAAACUUCGACAAUUAUGGCAAGGGAUCGUUUAUGAACCACACCCUAAAGGAUCUACUUGGCGAUGGAAUAUUCACAGUUGAUGGGGACGAGUGGAGAGAACAGAGGAAGGUAUCGAGCCACGAAUUCUCUAAGAAAGUGUUGAGAGAUUUUAGCGGUGUAGUCUUCACCGAAAACACUAUAAAAGUCGGCAACAUUUUGUCAAAAGCAGCAAGUAGCAACCAAACAGUCGAUAUAACUGACUUGUUCAUGAAAUCAACAACUGAUUCAAUAUUUAAAGUUGCUUUUGGAAUCGAUUUUGACAACAUUAGUGGCUCAAAUGAAAAAGGAGCUAGAUUCUGUCGUGCAUUUGAUGAUGCAAAUGAAUUGGUACUUCGAAGAUUUUUUGACUUAUCAUGGAAGAUCCAGAAGUUUUUCAAUAUUGGGCCCGAAGCAGAGUUAAAGAAAAAUAUCAAAGUGAUUGAUGACAUCAUUUAUAAGUUGAUUCAGACCAAGAUUGAAAAAAUGAGAGAGGGAAACGAUGAUACUUUGUUGAAGAAACAAGACCUUCUUUCGAGGUUUUUGCAGAUCAAGGAUAUAGAUCAAAAGUACGUACGAGAUAUAGUUGUAACGUUUGUUCUUGCUGGUAAAGAUCCUAUAGCAACUAGUUUGUAUUGGUUCAUUUACAUGCUCUGCAAACAUCCUCAAAUUCAAGAUAAGGUGGCAAAAGAAAUUAAAGAAGCAACCAACAUGAGCAUGAAAGAAUUAGAGAUCACAGAUGUUGCGGAGUUUGCAACGCGUGUGACCGAGGAAGCCCUUGACAAGAUGCAAUAUCUUCAUGCAGCUCUAACAGAAACCAUCAGACUCUAUCCUGCCUUGUCAAUGGAUGAUGAGAUGUAUUUUCAGGUAGGUGAGUAUAUACUUCAUUAUGGUCGAGAGGAGUUUUGUCUUGUGACAGGACUUCGUUAUGGAUCGAUGCUGACCCUCCGUAGAGUAAGGGAGGGUUUCAUUCAUAAAAUUUUUGGUGACAGAAAGUUGAUGGUGCGUGAUGUCAUUCAUGUUUUGGGUACCAUUGGGAAUAGUGAAGGUGAGGAGGACGAUCUUGAGGAUGUUGAUGAUGUACGUGUUUGUUUGAUGAUGAUGGUUGAGAUCUUUUUUCUGGGCCCUCAAGGCCAUUUGCCUGUUACUGAUACCCUAAUUAAGGCAAUAGAGAAUUUUCAGGGUUGGAACCAUUUUCCUUGGGGAUCUUUUAUCUAG
Cynara cardunculus var. scolymus (artichoke) is the source of this 1539-nucleotide messenger RNA. Its product is annotated as cytochrome P450 704C1-like. The coding region runs from base 16 to 1539 and encodes 507 amino acids. Gene Ontology annotation, molecular function: oxidoreductase activity, acting on paired donors, with incorporation or reduction of molecular oxygen; heme binding; monooxygenase activity. Lineage: Eukaryota; Viridiplantae; Streptophyta; Magnoliopsida; Asterales; Asteraceae. The transcript has 5 exons. The record is from RefSeq and is a predicted model, not a curated record.